AUGAGAGUUGAAAAUGGAAUUAAAGUUGUUGAAGAUUUUGUGUUAAAGUAUGGAUUUACUAUCGUAGGUGAAAGAAUACACCCAUUAUUCCACCAGUGGAUGUUAGAAGUAGGAAUGUGCCGAUUUUUAAUAACUGAAGUUUCAAACGAGGUUUCUCGAGAGUCCACGCGCUUAGCAGAUGAUGUUUUCAUUUCACCUCUUGACGGAUCGAGUGUGGAUUGUAGAACUACUUGUUUCAAGAGAUCUUUUGAUAUAGUGAACGACGUAGCUUUAGAAGUAAAGGAUGUUGAAACACAUGUUCGAAAACUGUCUAAAAAUAAUGUCGUGGUUCUGAAACCUUUAAGGAAAAUUGCAGACAAAAAUGGAGAAAUCCUUAUUGUGACUGUAAAAUCUUGUUUGGACAACAUCAUACAUACUUUAAUACAAAUAAUCCACUUAAAGGGGAAGCUACUUCCAGGUUUUAGUUCUCCAUCAAGUUGCAGUGAAGCUUUGAAUAGGAGGAGACAACGUGGGACCAAUAUGUCACACGUUGAUCAUGUAACAUUUGUCUGCGAAAGUGGUAAAUCCCCAUGGGUUAUAUCAUGGUAUGAGAAAUGUUUUGGAAUGAAGAAAUUUUCUUUAAACAGACAUUCUGAUGAUGGCAGUUUGGUUGUAAAUGGGAAUAAUUCUGGGUUAAGAUUAUCGGCUUUUGAUUACUGGAAAUGUUCGGAGACUGGACUGUUUCAUCCCGAAGAUAACAAGUUUACUUUUGUGUUAGCCGAACCCAUUGGACGAGGCCAAAGUCAUGUGAAGACGUUUCUGUCAAAGCAUGAAGGUGCUGGAGUACAACACGUUGGCUUACAUACAUCAAAUAUGGUAACAACUUUACAGAUAUUGAAAAAUAAUGGAGUGCAAUUUGUUGAACCACCAUUUACUUAUUAUGAAGAGGAAUAUUUUCUUAAAAAGGUAGAUGAACUGGGCGAUUGUUUAGAAGAAAAUGUUGAGGAUAUAAUAUCCCAAGGUAUUUUACUGGACUCUGAAAAUACAUUAAACAUAACGACUGGUGAACAGCAGACAGAAGAAAGAUACUUAAUGCAGAAAUUCACUAAACCUAUUUUCAAAGAGGAGACAUUUUUCUUGGAGAUAAUACAGAGACAUGGUGCUACUGGAUUUGGUUUUGGUAAUGUUAUGGCUCUGUGCAGAGCAGUAGAAAAACUCAAAUGUACCAAGGCAUCAGGCUGA
This is a messenger RNA of Lottia gigantea (owl limpet), 1221 nucleotides long. RefSeq lists its product as hypothetical. The record is from RefSeq and is a predicted model, not a curated record. Bases 1 to 1221 code for a protein of 406 amino acids. Gene Ontology annotation, molecular function: 4-hydroxyphenylpyruvate dioxygenase activity. Gene Ontology annotation, biological process: aromatic amino acid metabolic process. The transcript is spliced from 6 exons. Lineage: Eukaryota; Metazoa; Mollusca; Gastropoda; Lottiidae.